This is a messenger RNA of Cooperia oncophora, 507 nucleotides long. Lineage: Eukaryota; Metazoa; Nematoda; Chromadorea; Rhabditida; Trichostrongylidae. The record is from the annotation of a GenBank genome assembly.
UUGUCUUCAGAAGACUUGAAGGAAGACGUUUCUGCUAAACGAUCCAAGCUCACCCCACUUGAUAAUGGCGUAGAUCUCGAUGCCCUUCUCAAAAAGAAGAGUAUGCAUGACAAAGAAGCAAACAAGGCUCAAGGAAUUAUGGCUCAAAAGCAUCUUGAUGCGUUGGAAGCGAAAGAAAAAGUUGAAACUUUUGUCACGGAGUGCAUGUCGGUAAAAGAUGUGAAGGUUGUAAAUUGUAAAAAGUGCGGUUAUACUGCUCAACGGCAGAGUGAUCUUUGCAUGCGCGAGGGCCACUGCAUUACGCGCACGACGGCAGAGAAGCGAUUUUUCAAGUGUCUUUCGUGUCAUCGACGGAUCGUGGUAUUCAGCUUGAUGCCUACUAAACCAUGCAAGCAUUGUGAUGAAAAUGGAUGGGUUCGCGUUGCGAUGAAAGACGAAAGAAAAGUUCUGCUAGAAAAUGAGAAGCUGGCUGUUCGUGGCGAAGAGAGAAAGUUCGUGAAUAGUUAA